AUGACGGGUUGUAAACCCCCCGAUGUCGGCGAAGCCUCUCCAGAGCACACCAGUCUCGAAGGGGAAACUCCGGUCGGAACGCCGCCAAGUCCCUCGGAAUGCGACGAACAAGAUCGAUUUGGCGAAGGGCCCGAUGGCUGGUCUUACAAUCAAUGGCUACAUGAAUAUGAAACCAAGAAGAUCGCCAGGAACAUCAAGAGAAAGCAUUUGGCUUUGACCUGGAAGAAUCUAUCGGUAAUUGGCGUGGACAGUCACGCGGUUCUUAGCGACGAUGUCCUCUCGAGUAUCAACCCGGUGGCCAUCUUGAGGAAGGCCCGGGGCCCAAAGGCGGAGACAACUAUCAUCCAUAAUGUGAGCGGCCAGGUUAGACCUGGGGAAAUGAUGCUUGUCCUUGGUCGCCCAGGAUCAGGAUGUACAUCUUUCUUGAAAGCCGUUGCAAAUAAACGCGGCUCCUUUAAGAAAGUCGAGGGCGACGUCUUCUACGGCACUCUGGAUGGAAAGGAAGCAGAGAAGUACCGCGGUACCAUUUUGUACAACAGCGAAGAGGAUAUACAUUUCCCCAAUUUGACCGUUGAGCAAACGGUUGGAUUCGCAGUCAGGAAUCGUGUUCCUAGAUAUGUGACAGGAAAGGGGGCUUCCAAAGAACAUGUGGGUGAAAUGUUAGAUGUUCUUCCAGACGCAUUGAAAAUUGGCCAUACUAGAAAAACCCUGGUGGGCAAUGAAUUCGUUCGUGGUGUCUCCGGAGGAGAACGCAAAAGAGUUUCAAUCGCAGAGGUCAUGGCAGCAAAUGGGUCGAUUACCUGCUGGGAUAAUGCCACUCGAGGCCUAGACGCAAGUUCCGCGCUUGAGUUUAUCCAGGCUCUUCGUGUAACAGCUGAUAGAGCAAGAUGCACUGCUCUUGUCACUCUUUAUCAAGCCGGUAAUGGCAUCUUUGAUUUGUUUGAUAAAGUCCUCGUCUUAGACGGUGGGAGACAAAUCUAUUAUGGCCCUGCCAAUCGUGCAAAAGGCUAUUUCGAAGACCUCGGUUUUAUCUGCCCUCCAGGGGCCAAUGUGGCUGACUUCUUGACUUCCGUCACCGUCCCACUUGAACGGCAAAUUAAACCUGGUUACGAAUUGCUUGUUCCAAAAACGACAGAAGCACUCGAGUCUUCCUACAGAGAAAGUGCCAUCGCCAAGGAGAUGAACCAAGAUAUAGAACCCGUCUCCAAUUUUGCUAAGGCUACCAGCAUCAUGGUAGCAGCAAUUAAGGAGGAACAACCAAAACGCAAAACACCGUUCCAGAGUUCUUAUACUGUUCCGCUUGCACACCAAAUUCAAGCCUGCGCUAUUAGAGAGUUCCAAAUCCUCCGUGGGGAUACUCCGUCCCUACUUCUGCAGCAAACAUCUGCUAUCAUUCAGGCUCUAUUGUCAGGAAGUUUAUUUUACAACUUGCCUACUACUAGCGCGGGAGCGUUCGUCCGUGGCGGCGCUAUCUUCUAUCCUCUUGUGUUUUAUAACCUGGCUGCAAUGAGCGAAGUCGUCGGAACCUACUUUGGCCGACCAAUUCUUAACCGACAUCGCGACUUCUCCUUGUAUCGACCCACAGCCUAUGUCAUCGCUCGCCUGAUCUGCGAUAUACCGUUCAUGAUCGCUCAAGUAUCAAUUUUCUGCCUGAUCUUCUACUUCAUGGCGGGGUUCCAAAUGCACGCUGGGAAGUUCUUCACAUUUUGGAUUUUGACAGUUGUCUCGGCGCUGACCUUUGUCGCUAUGUAUCGGAUGAUCGGGUCCCUCUUCGCGAGCUUCGAUAACGCAUCAAAAGUCUCUGGUUUCUGGUCAAUGGCUUGUAUGGUGUACGCAGGAUUCAUUAUUCCGUUCAAUGCUAUGCCUCCUUGGUUCAAAUGGAUUUUCUGGUUGAAUCCUAUUGGUUAUGCGCUCGAGGCACUGCAAGCAAAUGAAUUCGGUGGUUUGAGGCUUGCAUGCGUUGGACAGCAACUCAUCCCCAAUGGACCAGGAUAUGAUCGAUCUGGGCAUCAGACAUGCACCAUUGCUGGGGCUACCCCGGAUGGGAAAACGAUUAUCGGAGAAGAUUAUAUGAGGCAAGCAUAUGGAUUCAACCCUGGGGCCUUGUGGCAAGAUUUCGCAAUCGUCAUCGUUUGGGGGGUUGUUUAUACAAUCAUUACAGCAAUUGCCCAGGAGCGGAUGAACAUCACUAACAGCAGCAAAUCGUCAUUGGUAUUCAAGCGCGGAGGUGGAAAUGCCCAUUCCAUUCAACAGACCAAAGAUGAAGAGAAAGGAGAGGUUGGAAAUUCGUCAAGCUCGACUGCAAACACAGAAGAUGGAGACCUCAACCUCGCUAAAAAUGAAUCCGUAUUCACUUGGGACCAUCUAUCUUAUACCGUUUCUGUUCCUGGGGGCCAUCGAAAGCUAUUGGACGGCAUCACUGGUUGGGUUAAGCCUGGAACUCUCGGUGCUCUAAUGGGUAGCUCAGGUGCCGGUAAAACGACCCUCCUUGAUGUUCUUGCACAACGCAAGGAUGUCGGUGUUAUCCAAGGCGAAGUUCUUGUUGAUGGUCGGCCGCUACCUACCAGCUUUCAACGCUCCGCCGGUUACUGCGAGCAAAUGGACGUCCACGAAGGCACUGCUACCGUAAAAGAGGCAUUAGUAUUUUCUGCACGCCUGAGACAGCCUGCAGACACCCCAGACGAUGAAAAACUACAUUAUGUGGAUAGUGUCAUUGAGCUACUUGAACUGGGAGACUUUCAAGAUGCACUGAUCGGUACUCAAGGUACUGGUCUCAGCGUCGAACAACGAAAACGCGUCACUAUCGGUGUCGAGUUAGCUGCAAAGCCCACGAUUCUCCUCUUUCUCGACGAACCUACCUCUGGCCUCGACGGACAAUCUGCUUUUAACGUCGUCCGUUUCCUUCGUAAACUCACAGCGGCUGGCCAAGCUGUCUUGUGUACUAUUCAUCAACCGUCUGCCCUCUUGUUUGACGCUUUCGAUCAGCUACUCCUUCUCGCCAAGGGAGGACAAACUGUGUAUUUCGGUGAAACUGGCAAAAGCUCCUCUAUACUUCUCGACUACUUCGCUAAAAAUGGGGCUCCGUGCGAUCCGAAUGCCAAUCCUGCCGAGCACAUUAUUGAUGUUGUCUCCGGUGCAAGUGGUGGUGGGCGUAACUGGCACGACAUCUGGCUUGCAUCUCCUGAGUGCGCGGGUGUUAACGAACAUAUGAAAUGGCUGAAACAGGACCUACUGUCGAAAGAAUCUAAGCUAAAGCUUGAUGAUGCUGCUGAUUUUGCUACAUCCCACUGGGCACAGCUGAAGAUUGUCACUCACCGUCAGUGCGUUGCGUUGUGGAGAAAUCCGGAUUAUAUCCACAAUAAGAUUAUCCUCCAUAUCAUCUCGGCGCUAUUCUCUGGCUUUUCCUUCUGGAUGUUAGGCGACAGUUCCAGUGACCUCCAACUUCGUCUUCUAGCUGUUUUCAACAUUCUUUUCGUCGCCGUCGGUGUUAUCGCCCAGCUUCAGCCACUUUUCUUGCAUUACCGAGAUAUCUUUGAGACUCGUGAAAAGAAGUCCAAGAUGUACAGUUGGUAUGCGUUUGUUACUGCUCAACUAGUAGCCGAGAUACCGUAUCUUAUUAUUUGUGGAACGCUAUAUUUCUGUUGCUGGUACUUCACUGUCGGUUUGCCAGUCAAGGCCAGCACAUCUGGACAAGUCUUUUUGCAUAUGAUCCUAUUUGAGUUCCUUUACACUGCAACCGGUCAAGGCAUUGCCGCGAUCUCCCCAAAUAGCUUCUUCGCAGCUCUCAUGAAUCCUACCAUUCUCGGCGCCUUUUUCAUCAAUUUCUGUGGUGUUCUCGUGCCAUACAGUCAACUCACCGUCUUCUGGCGAUAUUGGUUCUACUAUCUCAAUCCAUACAACUACCUCAUCGGUGGCUUCCUCACUCAGAUAUUAUUCGACGUCAAGGUACAGUGCGACGAGAAGGACUUGGUUUAUUUCAAGCCACCCGAUGGGCAGACCUGUGGACAGUACAUGGCAGAUUUCUUUAAAGAAGGGUUUGGUUACGUUGCCAACAACUCAUCGACUACGGAGUGUGGGUAUUGCCCUUACGCAAAUGGCGGCGAAUAUGCAAAGACACUUAAUCUGAACGAGCGGUAUUACGGAUGGAGAGAUACCGGAAUCAUGGCUUUGUUCUGUAUCUCGACUUAUGGAUUCGUCUUCUUAAUGAUGAAAUUCAGGAGCAAGAAGACCAAGAGUGCGAAGAUGGAGUAA
Venustampulla echinocandica is the source of this 4251-nucleotide messenger RNA. RefSeq lists its product as uncharacterized. Gene Ontology annotation, cellular component: membrane. Lineage: Eukaryota; Fungi; Ascomycota; Leotiomycetes; Helotiales; Pleuroascaceae. The transcript is spliced from 7 exons. The record is from RefSeq and is a predicted model, not a curated record. Gene Ontology annotation, biological process: transmembrane transport. Gene Ontology annotation, molecular function: ATP hydrolysis activity; ATP binding; ABC-type transporter activity. Bases 1 to 4251 code for a protein of 1416 amino acids.